AUGAGUGUGGCGCUCGCCGCCUGUGUGGUACUGGUCUCGCUGUCUGCCGGGCUGCUGGCAGUCGCGGCGUGGCUGUGGGCAACCCGCCGUCGAACGUCGAUCCCAGGACCCCCGACACUGCCGCUGCUGGGAAACGCGCUCAUCUUCUACAAGCUGCCCGUACUGUGGGACCGCCUCGCGGAGCUGCACAGUCGCUACGGGGACAUCUUCAGAUUCUACGUGGGCCCGAAGCUGGUGAUCGUGCUGACACAGCCGGAAGACGUCAAGUGUGUCCUUUUGGGCAGCAAACCGCGACAACGCGAACCAUACGUUGCGGACGUACUCCGUACAUUUAUGGGAGACGGGCUACUCAGCAUCAACGGCGGAACUUGGAAAAGACACCGAAAGAACCUCGAACCGGCGUUCCAUAUAGAAGAGUUGGAGAAAUUCAUGGACAAGUUCAACGACGCUGGGCGCUUUUUGUGCGAGCUGCUGGCAGAAAAGAAAGGAACAGAGGUGGAACUGUACCACCCACUCAUGCACACUGCUCUUCGUUCGGUUGUAGCCACUAUUGUAGGCGUCGACUUGGAGUGGAUUUUACCAGGUCGGUUCCGGCAGGCUGAGGUGGUUGAUCUAGUGACGGAUUUCGGAAAAACUUUAUCGGUAGUAACACUUGCCGUUUCUGGCGUCGAGACGACUUCUUGCGCUAUGGGCUACGUGCUGUGUGCGCUGGGACUCUACCCAGAGUGGCAGGACCUGGCACAGAGCGAGCUGGAUGACUAUUUUGGAACUGGGGGCGACUAUUUACGAUCUGUGACCCCAGCAGACGUCGCCAAUCUUAAAGCUAUCGACGCCAUUAUGAAGGAGACUGGGCGGCUGUUCACGACGGUGCCCUGCAUGCCGUACCUGGUGACUGAGGACACACCGCUGUCAGGCGGCCGGCACGUCGCGCCCCAGCGCAGCACGGUGCUCAUAGCCUACUACCUGAUGCACCGCCACCCCGAGCUCUUCCCGGAGCCAGACAAGUUCGACCCCGGCCGGUUCCUGGAGGGCGGCAGCGCCAAAUCUAGAAAAGCCUACAGCUACAGCCCUUUUGGCAUCGGCGCGCGCAAGUGUAUUGGCAACCGAUACGCAGUACUGCAGAUGAAAGUCGUCCUAGCGACGAUUCUGCGGCGCUACCGAAUACUUCCCGGAACGAGCAGGGGGCAACUGGAAGAGAGUGUGAUCUCAAUAUCAUCUCACCCAAUCACUGGCUUUAGAGUCACUUGUGUCCCACGGGAAAAAGUACCCUCCAAUUCAGUGUGA
Molecule: messenger RNA, 1284 nt
Organism: Schistocerca nitens (vagrant locust)
Lineage: Eukaryota; Metazoa; Arthropoda; Insecta; Orthoptera; Acrididae
Product: cytochrome P450 4C1-like
Exons: 5
Coding region: 1-1284 (427 amino acids)
Molecular function (GO): iron ion binding; monooxygenase activity; heme binding
Source: RefSeq, a predicted model, not a curated record